GUUAGUCGCGCGCCAUCCUUCUCUUCGACAACGUGUGUCGCGUGUGGUCUGCCGUACAAAUGCAUUAUACGAUAAGUUACAUUUAAAGCACUUAAAUACGUUUAUCUUUCGAUUAUAUUUGAGUUUACUAAUUUUAUCAAUAAUUCAAAUAAAUAUAUUUGGCUUAUUAAUAAAAUUUUUAAGACUUGAAAACCUCAAGGACAUAAAAAUCAGAGUUCCAAGUAUUAUUUUAUCCAUUUUUUGUGAAAAGACAUCAACGUAGGAAAACAUAAAUUUUAAAGAUGGCUUGCCCAAUGUUAGGGGGUGUCGUAGAGGACCACGGACAAGAUGAGAUGCUAACACAAGAACCAGGAAUGCUUUACGGUGAAUAUCUACGAUUAGAUAAAAUCUUGUCCGCGCAAAGACUUCUCAGCGCCGAAUACAGCAAUGAAGUUCACGAUGAGCAUCUCUUUAUUGUCACUCAUCAAGCUUACGAGCUUUGGUUCAAACAAAUUAUUUUCGAGCUCGAUUCCGUCAGGGCGCUCUUCAACUCCGAAUCCAACACUUACAACGCUUCCAAUGAUCACUCGACUGCCAGCCAGGAUAAUGGAGUUUCUCACAUCUUGAACGAGACGAAAACUCUGGAAAUCUUGAAGCGACUGAAUCGCAUCGUGCUUAUCCUAAAACUAUUGGUGGAUCAAUUGACAAUCCUAGAAACGAUGACACCGUUGGACUUCAUGGCGUUUCGAGACUACUUGUGCCCAGCCUCGGGUUUCCAGUCGCUGCAGUUCCGUCUAUUGGAGAACAAACUGGGCGUGAAGCAGGAACACAGGGUGAAAUAUAAUCAGGGUUACGUGAGAGUGUUUGGGCGAGAUCCUAAGGCCAUUGAAGCGAUCAAACGCUCGGAGGAGGAGCACAGCCUCAGUACUCUAGUCCAAAGAUGGUUAACCAGGACACCGGGGCUCGAGACCGACGACUUCGAUUUCUGGGGGAAGUACAAGCGAUCAGUGGAAAAGAUGCUGGCCGAGCAAGAACAAACCGCACAUAAACAACCGAAGCAGAUCAGAGAAUACCUGUUGACUAACGUGCGUUCGCGCCAGGCGGUUUUCGAAACUAUUUUUAAUGAAUCUCUUCAUAACGCUUUCGUGUCGCGUGGCGAACGCAGAUUUUCGCAUGGAGCUCUGCAAGGAGCGAUCAUGAUAACCUUGUAUCGAGACGAGCCACGGUUCAGCCAACCGCAUCAAAUUCUCAUGGCACUAAUGGAUAUCGACUCUCUAAUCACGAAAUGGAGGUAUAAUCACGUUAUCAUGGUGCAAAGAAUGAUUGGAUCUCAGCAACUGGGCACAGGAGGUUCUUCCGGCUAUCAAUAUUUGAAGUCCACGCUAAGCGAUAGGUACAAGGUCUUUCUAGACUUAUUCAAUUUAUCAACUUUUUUGAUACCUCGCCACAUGAUACCGCCGUUGACGAAGCAAAUGAAGACAAAAUUGUCAAUCGCCUGGAAUGGUUGGAAUUCGAACGAUAACCAAAAUAACUCGGAAGAUUCUUGAAAAAGUUCAUAAAAAUCUAUUUAAUAGAAUUCUUCUAACAUAACAUAGCCAGUGUAGAUGCAUUCACUUUGCAUAUAACAAUUAGAUGAAAGGAAUAAAAAUCUUUAGUGUAGUUGAAUUGUGUAUCUUUAGAAAAUUCAAUAAUUGUAUAAUUCAAAAUUAAUUUAUAGUAAGAUUAAAAAAAAUGGGAAUCUCUUAA
Molecule: messenger RNA, 1725 nt
Organism: Linepithema humile (Argentine ant)
Lineage: Eukaryota; Metazoa; Arthropoda; Insecta; Hymenoptera; Formicidae
Gene: vermilion
Product: Tryptophan 2,3-dioxygenase vermilion
Molecular function (GO): heme binding; L-tryptophan 2,3-dioxygenase activity; metal ion binding
Source: RefSeq, a predicted model, not a curated record